Molecule: messenger RNA, 3499 nt
Organism: Salvia miltiorrhiza (redroot sage)
Lineage: Eukaryota; Viridiplantae; Streptophyta; Magnoliopsida; Lamiales; Lamiaceae
Exons: 13
Coding region: 855-3194 (779 amino acids)
Biological process (GO): regulation of DNA-templated transcription; protein phosphorylation
Molecular function (GO): protein kinase activity; ATP binding
Source: RefSeq, a predicted model, not a curated record
AAAAACUAUAAUAUAUAAAAAUAUAAUAAUUCAUCGCAUUUAAAUAAUGAAAUUGAUUGGAGCUGGUUGUUAAUUGUUUAUACCUUUUUCUGAAAGAAAAAAGCUGAAGAAGAAAAUGAUGGCCCACGCUCGGCGGAUUCCGUGAGUUGCACGCACUGAUGGUCGAUCACUUACUCGAUCUUUGAUUGGGUAAUUCACAGUUAGUGUAACGCACGCGCCAUUUUGGCGAAGGGGGCUCGAAAAUGAAGGUCAAAUCUGUAGAAUAUUAGUAUAACUAAAACCAAGAACCGCCCCUAAAGCUUAGAGCUCACAGAAAGUAAAUACAGUUUAGAGAGAGAAAGCUAUUUAUAUUUAAGAGAGAUAGGGAGAGAGAAUCAGGAGAGAAGAGGUAAGAGGGUGAUGAGAACAAAUCUGAAAAGGUUGAGUGACAGAAAUUAGAGGAGAGGAAAACGCCAAAGCUGUAGUUUUAGAACUCGCAAAAAGAUCAUACUUUUGUUCAUUUUGAUUGCACAUUAUUCACAUAAGCAUAAGUUAGUGUUGCAAUGAGGGAACUUUUUUAUUCUGAAUAAGGGCAGACAUUGGCAAUCUUAGUCAUAGAUCCAUUCAUUGCAUAUAAACAGUGGGAGGGGUAGAGAGAGGGAGAGAGAGAUAAAAGGUGUUGAGGAAUCUGAUGUUGCUUCGGUUUCUAGUUGAAGUUUUCGUAUUUCCGUGAUUGGAAUUUUUGCAGGGUUUUAAAGGGAUUUUUGGGAAUUCGUUGGGGUGUAAAGGGUUUCGACAGAUUGUAGUACCGCGGAGGAGGAGCCCGAAUAUUUUAGAAAUUUUCGAGAUUUGAUUUUUGAAGUGUCCCGAGAAUUAUGGAGAGCGGUGCCGAGCAAUCACCAGCAGCGUCAUCUUCGGCGGCGCCGCCAGCUGAGGAGCUGCUGAAGAAGAUUCAGGAUUUAGAAUUAGGUCACGCCCACUUGAAGCACGAGAUGUCUAAGCUUAUCACUACUUCCACAGCUGAAAUCUUGGCGGCUGAUCGCCGGCAGAAGCAGAGGUCCCACUCCAUUUCGCCGCAGCGGGGGCCGCGGUGGAGGACCGGCGGCGGAGAUGCUAAUUCGGUGGCGGCGUGGAAGAAGGGCUCCGCCACAUUCCGGCAUUCGUCUCCGCUGCAGAGGGAGAGUCAUAGUACGGACUCGUGGACUGCUGGCGGCGGCCGUGGCGGCGGAGGUCAUGGGCCGGCGGCGGUGAAGCUCACGGAUAAGCAGUAUCUGAAUAUAUUGCAGUCAAUGGGGCAGUCAGUUCAUAUAUUUGAUCUGAAUUUUCGGAUAAUUUACUGGAAUAAGAGUGCCGAGAAACUUUAUGGAUACUCAGCUGCAGAGGCUCUAGGGCAGGAUGCAAUCGAGCUACUGACGGAUCCUCAAGACAGUGCUGUGGCGAGUAACAUUGUGCGUCGAGUGGCGGCUGGUGAGAAUUGGACUGGGCAGAUUCCAGUUAAAAACAAGAGAGGAGAUAGGUUCUUAGCUGUGGCAACAAACACCCCUUUCUAUGAUGAUGAGGACACUUUAGUUGGAGUUAUAUGUGUAUCGAGUGAUUCUAGACCUUUUGUGGAAGCACAGACAGUAAAUUCGGAACUCAGUGAUUCAGGAACCGGUUCAAGAUUUAGCAGGUCUAGGACCAUUUCAGGCAAAUUUGGACUUGAUCAUCAGCAGCCUCUACAAGUAGCAAUUGCUUCAAAAAUAUCAAACUUGGCUACUAAGGUAAGCAACAAGGUUAAAUCAAAAAUGAGGCCUGCAGAGAACUUAGAUCGUGAAGGUGGCAGUGGUGAUAGUCAUCACUCAGAGCAUGGUUUCCCAGAUGUAGCAAUGUCCGAGCAUCGAGAGGACGCAGCUUCAAGUGGAGCUAGUACGCCUAGAGGAGAUAUACAUCCUUCUCCAUUUGGUGUGUUCUCUGGUGGCCAUGAGGAAAAUUCACCAAGUAAACCAUCUAGAGAUUCUGGUGACGAGAGCGAAGGGAAACCAGGAAUCUCUAAGAUUCUUAGCUCAAAGGCAGAGGCUUGGAUUGCUAAGAAAGGUUUGACAUGGCCAUGGAAAGGACAUGAACAGGAUGGGACAGAACCAAAGUCUGGCCGAUUCGGCUGCUCAUGGGAGAACGAUCAAGAACAUGAGUUGGGGCCGCAAAAGAGUGCUGCUGGCUCAUUAAAAUCAGAAAACCAGGCCACGGAGGCCAGCCAUACAGCUAAUAAUGAGGCUCCCGGGUCUUGGUCUUCUUCUAUUAAUGUGAACAGCACAAGCAGCGCUAGCAGCUGUGGAAGUACGAGUAGUAGUGCUCUCAAUAAAAUCGAUAUGGACACUGAUUGCUUAGAUUAUGAAAUCUUAUGGGAGGACUUGACUAUUGGAGAACAAAUUGGACAAGGUUCUUGUGGGACUGUAUAUCAUGCACUGUGGUAUGGAUCAGAUGUCGCUGUCAAAGUAUUCUCCAAGCAGGAAUAUUCAGAUGAUCUAAUCUUGGCCUUCCGACAGGAGGUGUCACUUAUGAAAAGACUCCGACAUCCAAAUAUUCUCCUCUUCAUGGGUGCAGUUACUUCACCUCAAUGCCUUUGCAUUGUGACAGAGUUUCUCCCACGUGGGAGUCUGUUCCGGUUGUUACAACGGAAUUCUCCCAAAUUGGAGAGGAGACGGCGUAUUCAGAUGGCCUUGGAUAUAGCACGCGGGAUGAAUUACCUUCAUCAUUGCAAUCCUCCCAUUAUUCAUCGUGAUUUGAAGUCGUCGAACCUUCUUGUCGACAAGAACUGGACUGUCAAGGUCGGUGAUUUCGGUCUCUCGCGUCUCAAACACGAAACAUACUUGACAACAAAGACAGGGAAAGGCACGCCUCAGUGGAUGGCUCCUGAAGUUCUUCGUAACGAACCUUCAGAUGAGAAGUCCGAUAUAUAUAGCUUCGGUGUGAUACUAUGGGAACUUGUCACACACAAGAUUCCUUGGGACAACCUCAACUCCAUGCAGGUGAUUGGAGCUGUGGGCUUCAUGAACCAACGCCUCGAGAUCCCAAACGACGUCGAGCCACAGUGGACCUCCCUCAUUGAGAGCUGCUGGCAUAGCGAACCGCAAUGCCGGCCUUCGUUCCAAGAACUAAUGGAGAAGCUAAAAGAUAUGCAGAGGCAAUGUGCAAUUCAAAUGCAAGCUGGGCGCGCUGCUGCUGCCAAAGAAAGGUAGAUAGAUGCAAAUGGCAGCCAUUCUUGUGCUCUAUGUUUGUAUCAUCACUCCCACCUGCACAUACUGUAACGUUACCGGAGGUAGGAGGCUCGUGGAUCGGACAGCAACGCUGCACAUUGCUCGUUGUUUAACGAGGCAGAUAGUGCAACACAUCGAACAUGCCUUGGGACAGGGAUAGAAAUUCAGAGGAUUCACAAGUGUGCUUUUGAUUGAAUGAUUUGUGAUUCUCAUUUUUGGCUCCAUCUGUACUCAAAAAAUUUCAAGAUGCACCUUUGUAUAAAGAUGGAAACUUGUUUGUUACAAAA